CAUAGGAACAGGAAGUAAGAAAAGAGGAAAGAAUAUCCGAGAAGGGAAAAAUUUACAAUACAGUUUAUGAAACAUGAGCCGAAUUUAUGACAACACAUCUUUAAAGAACAAACCAGUCCACAAUGAGAAGUUUGACCGCGUAUGGUGUCCUUCUACGUACGAAAGUGGCCCAGGGGUUCUUUUGGAAGGAAAGCUGCUGGAUGUUUCCAGACAUGCGAUCAGUGAUGACAACAAUCAAAAGGUCCGUUUCUAUGUGCUGUACAUAAAACCCAGCCUCAUCCAUCAAAGGAAAUUUGAUGCCAGCGGGAAGGAGAUUGAGCCAAACUUCAGUGACACCAAAAAGAUCAACACUGGCUUCCUCUUGUCCUCCUACA
Molecule: messenger RNA, 374 nt
Organism: Micropterus dolomieu (smallmouth bass)
Lineage: Eukaryota; Metazoa; Chordata; Actinopteri; Centrarchiformes; Centrarchidae
Gene: arpin
Product: actin related protein 2/3 complex inhibitor
Biological process (GO): negative regulation of actin nucleation
Source: RefSeq, a predicted model, not a curated record